Dissoconium aciculare CBS 342.82 is the source of this 1654-nucleotide messenger RNA. RefSeq lists its product as uncharacterized. Gene Ontology annotation, molecular function: membrane insertase activity. The record is from RefSeq and is a predicted model, not a curated record. The coding region runs from base 1 to 1296 and encodes 431 amino acids. Gene Ontology annotation, cellular component: mitochondrial inner membrane. The transcript has 2 exons. Gene Ontology annotation, biological process: protein insertion into mitochondrial inner membrane from matrix; mitochondrial respiratory chain complex IV assembly. Lineage: Eukaryota; Fungi; Ascomycota; Dothideomycetes; Mycosphaerellales; Dissoconiaceae.
AUGCCGAGCAGGGGACUCCGCCCUGUGCAAGGCUUCCUAUCGCAUGCGGCGCAUGCUCAACAACGAAAUCUUUCAUCGGGUCCGUUAAAAUUCCGCGGAUCUCUACACCGAGCACCACUCCAUCGACUCCGAUCACCACAGACGCUAUCGCCAAGAUCAAUAACACUGCCGACUCUGACCAUCGGCGGUUUGCGAUAUGCCUCGACAACCUCGGUCACACCAUCAGCAGACUCGACGUCGACAAUAGCCCACGACGCUGCGUUUCCGAAUCUCGACACGAUAACACUGGACAAUGUGAAUGCAGCUGUCACCGAUGGGGCAUUGGUUUCCCCUGAGCAAAUAGGAUAUCUUCACUCAAUCGGCGUCGAUUAUGGCUGGGGCCCUACUACUAUGAUCCAGUGGAUGCUGGAGCAUGUGCAUGUCUACAGUGGCCUCCCUUGGUGGGGUUCGAUCAUGGUGACCGCCUUGGGGUUUCGUUUAGCCAUGUUUCCCCUUUUUGUGAAAGCAGCGGACGCCGGUGCACGGUCGAUGGCUAUUGUGCCUGUGACCAAUCCACUCAUGGAACAAAUGAAGAUUGCACAAAAGUCGGGGAAAUCGGCUGAAGCAGCUAUGUACAUGCAGAAGGUCAUGGCAAUCAGGAAAGAAGCUGGAGCCAGCGUCUUUGCACCAUUUGUGCCACUUGUUCUACAAGGAAUCUUCGGUUACUGCGGCUUCAAGCUUAUGCACCAUUUGGCUACGCUCCCGGUGCCAGAGUUUCAUGACGGUGGAUUUGGAUGGAUUCAAGACUUGACCUUGACGGAUGGGUAUUUGAUAAUUCCUGCCUUCAUGUCAGUCAUACUCCAUCUCACUGUCCGCCUGGGUGGCGAAUCCGGUAACCGGCAGGUAUUGCCGCCGGCAAUGAUGAAUAUAAUGCUGUGGGGUAUGCCAGGAAUCAUGUUUUUCUUCCUCGCCUGGCAACCAGCUGCGGUCGCGCUGUGGUUCUUGACCACCGGAGGUGUGAGUAUCACGCAAGGACAGCUUUUGCAGAGACCCGCGGUUCGUGAAGCCCUCGGAAUAGCACCGAUUAUCAAGCUGGAGGGUAGUUCAAACCUGAUCGCAGACUUUUUCGCCACGGCCGAGAAGAAGGAUGAGAAGAAGAAGAACACCUUCAGGAUUGAAGAUUUGAACGAUCUGAACGAGUCUUUAACCAAGGGUGAUUUCUCGUACCAAGCACCCACGCUGAAGACCCGCGCGCCAUCUCCUGACAAGGUGAUUGAUGCUAAACUUGUUCCGAAACGAGGUCCGUCAAAAUCAUGAUUAUUCCAGAGGCGGUUGGGGCAAUGCACAUUGUUCCGCAGAAAGCAUAGCAGGUUGUAUGACGGAGUCAUGUUGACAGAAUUUCUCUUCUUGUGCCUUGUACGAUAUUGAGCACUGUGUAAUUAGGGAGCUAGCUAUACCAGAAGCAGUACUUGAGCCAAUUCUCGUCAGGCAGUGAGGACCUCCCAGGGUGCAUUGCCUCAAGCCAUUAAUGCAGAUGCAUUUGCAUUUCAUCGUGAGAAUCAAACUCUAUAGAAAAUUCUCGGCGUUUCAUUAGUAUGGUUGAGGAGACUAGCUAAAUGGGUAUCGCAUAAAGUGAACCAGGUGUGAGAGAAGAGAGAUAAGAGCGACGUAUAAC